CCUAAACUGAGCUCAAAGUUUUGGUGUAAUUGUUUCUAAACAUUUUCGUACAAUGUAUGCAGUUCCUCUAAUUAUUUUUCUCACAACCACUUUGUUUGUUUGUGCCAAUAAAUAUGAAAAUAUACCGGAACAUGCUUUAAGACUCGAACAACGAGUUAUAAAAGAUGGAUACCCAAUAGAAAUCCAUCAAAUAAUCACCGAAGAUGGAUAUAUUAUUGCCGCUUAUAGAAUACCCCACGGUUUGAAAAAUGAACAGCCCGAAAACAAGAACAAAAGCAUAGUUUUGAUAGUCCAUGGAAUGGCUGGUUCGCCUCAUAAUUUUAUAAUAUUAGGCAAAGAAAGGGCAGCUCCUUAUUAUUUUGCUGAUAGAGGUUUGGAUGUGUGGCUAUUUUCAUCUAGAGCUAUUGAUACUCCUUUUAAAAAGCACAUACAACUAGAUUGGGAUAAGGAUCCCGAGUUUUGGUCGCAUAGUUUUCACGAGUUGGGCAUAUACGAUAUGGCAGCCACAAUCGAUUUUAUUUUGAAUUGCACUGGACAAGAAAAAGUUACGCUGAUUGGACAUUCUGCAGGAGGUACUGAGUAUUAUGCUUUGCUGUCCGAAAAACCUGAGUACAAUCAAAAAAUUAAGCUAGCCAUUGGGUGGGGUAGUGCUGCUAUAUUAGGACGCUUGGAUUAUCCAUUUUUGAUUUUUGCUACGCAAUUUCAUGCUAUUUGGAAAGCUAUAUUCAGAUACAUUGGAAGGGCCGAAUUUCUUCCUGGGCUUGCUACAUCAAACGUCAAAUCUACUUUGAUUGAUAUAUGUUUGGUAAAAGAUCCAUUUUGGUUUAAGUUUAUCAAGUAUACCUUUGCCAUUGUCGGUAGUCACAAUUCUGUGAUGACCCGUGACGAGUACUAUCCUCUAAUCAUGAGCAACAUACCGAGACUGUCCACUAGGCAACUUCUUCAUUUUUUGGAUAAUGGGGUAAAUGGUACUUUCAGAAAAUACGAUUUCGGUCCAAAAGGUAACCUCAAACGGUACGGCCGAUUAGAUCCUCCUCAUUAUAAUCUAUCAGCUGUGACAGUUCCUAUUGCUCAUUUUUCCAGUGAACAAGACGGACUUGUAACUUUGGAUGACAUCUACGAAUCUAUUCCGAAACUACCCAAUCCGAUUUUCCUAUACAAAAUACCAUUUCAAAAGUUUUCUCAUACGGAUUAUAUUUUUGGUUACUAUGCUACUGAAUUGGUUUACAGACCCACGUAUCAGAUGAUUAAGAAAAUUGAUGAUGGUAUUAUUCCUCCUCGAGUUAAAGUUCCAUCUGAUUAUAAUAAUAAAGAGUUUUAGAUUUAA
Molecule: messenger RNA, 1327 nt
Organism: Ceutorhynchus assimilis (cabbage seed weevil)
Lineage: Eukaryota; Metazoa; Arthropoda; Insecta; Coleoptera; Curculionidae
Source: the annotation of a GenBank genome assembly